This is a messenger RNA of Encephalitozoon intestinalis ATCC 50506, 279 nucleotides long. RefSeq lists its product as uncharacterized. The coding region runs from base 1 to 279 and encodes 92 amino acids. Lineage: Eukaryota; Fungi; Microsporidia; Unikaryonidae. The transcript has a single exon. Gene Ontology annotation, cellular component: cytosol; ubiquitin ligase complex. Gene Ontology annotation, molecular function: ubiquitin protein ligase activity. The record is from RefSeq and is a predicted model, not a curated record. Gene Ontology annotation, biological process: protein ubiquitination; ubiquitin-dependent protein catabolic process.
AUGGGAAACGACUUUGAGGAAGGAGUUGAGGACAUUGUUAGAGAGCUCUUCUUCAUAGAAGAGCGUAUGGAUCCAGAACUCCCACUCAUAUUUCAAGAAAAGACCAAGGAGCUGGAAGAAGAACCGGAAGAAAUAUGCUGCAUAUGUCUCGAGUACAUUAAAGGGUCGCAAGCAUUGCUUGUAUGUAGACAUUCCUUUCACCUGACGUGCAUUUAUUCAUGGUUGGACACAAAGAGAGUAUGUCCAAGCUGUAGAAUGGCAAUAAAAUGGGAAGAGUAA